CGGUGCGGUGUGUCCUGUGCGGUAGUACGCAUUUUUGUUACUUAAUAUUUAAUUUUGUUCGGCCACGCCGCAGUUGCUUGUCACAGCAAUGAGUACCUCUGAUCAGCGCCCUCCUUUUACAUUUUGUGAAGUAUGCAAAAUAGAUAUGCUUCCCGAAAAUUAUGGUGCUCAUGUUAAUGGAAAGAAGCAUAAACUUCAGGAGGAAAGAUUAGGUACUAAGAAACAUAUCGAGGAGACAGGAUUGUAUAUUAGAGGUGUACCACCGAAUGUGGAUGCUGCAGAAAUGUCUAAGGCUUUCGGAAAGUAUGGAUAUAUUGCCAAAAUUGAAAUUUAUGGAAGAACUGCCUUUGUUCACUAUGUUGAUAAGAGCUCUUGUGACGAGGCCUUAAAGCAUCAACACGUUGUUUGCAAUACUACUUUGUACGUAGAUAGGCGGAAACUAAUUGAUCGUCCCAAUCCUGUCCGUGUCCAGAAUAAAAGAGGUUUCGACAACACUCCAAAGACCUCAAAGACACCAAUUAAUGAUAAGAGCAAAGGGCAGAAGAAACCAGCGCUUAUAACAAAAGAGAUAUUGGACAAAUUAGCUCGGCCAGCACCAAUUUCAGAGCAAAUGACAAAACUUAAAGAGCUCAUUCUGGCAGGACCUGAACUUUGCAAUGACAUAUGCAACAAAAUUUGUUCAGAUGUGAUGCUUAUAAUGAACACGGCCACCUUUAGUACUUGUGAGCUACUUGCAUUUGGAUCCAUGACAACAGGGUUGGCAUUCAAAGAUAGUGAUCUAGAUGUGUAUGCUCAUCUUGAGUUAAAUCCUCAAACUCAUCUUUUAAAAGGGCCAGGUGGCAAGCAAGACCAGAAGAAAAUUUUUAACAUUGCCAAAGGUAGUUUUUACAGGAGGCCUCAGGUAUUCAAAGACAUAGUUCCUAUUCAAGGUGCAAAGAUACCAUUAAUCAAGUUUGUGCAUAUAAAUACAAAUGUUGCAUGUGAUGUCAAUUUCCGAGAUGCAAUUGGAUAUUACAAUAGCAAUCUUUUACGUCAUUACCUUGACAUGAACGAGAGGUUUUUUAACUUGAUGGUGUUUUUAAAAUUUUGGGCACGAGUGCAUGACUUUAUUUCCUCAUCCAAGUUAUCAAGCUUUGCUUUGUGUAUGUUAGGUCUGAAUUUCAUACUUUCUUUAAAGAAUGAAGUUGGGGACAGAAUAAUUCCCACUGUUGAUGACCUUUUGAAUCAGUCUCAAUCCUCUGAUAGUGAUAUUUAUGUUAAUGAAUGGAAAUGUAGUUUUGAUAAUACUCCAAUCAAAGUUACGCUUCCAGACUCACCUAACUAUUCCCUAGUAGGAUUACUAAAGGGAUUCUUUGAGCACAUAGCUACACUACCUUUCCAAACAGAUGUGUUAAGUGUCUCAACGGGAGGAUUAAUUCCUAGAGAAUUAUUUAAUAGCCCUGAUGAACUCCCUAAUGCGUACAUAUGCUAUAAAAAUUUUAUUCUGAAGCAUCCAGGAGAAGUUCUAGUAAAGCCUGAACACUAUGCUGUGAUCCAUGACCCAUUCAGACUAAAUCACAACUUGUUAGGUAGAGUUAACUUGCAGACAAUGCAAAGUUUUGUAAAUGCAUGUAAAAAAGCGGCAGAAGACUGUGCUGUCGCUAUGAACAACAAAGAGAUGGAGUCCACACUCUUGCAUCAUCUGCUAGAUGCUCGCAAGCGUCCGCCUCAAGUGGAGGUUCAAGGCACCUCACAAAUCAAGGAUCACAAUAUUGGUCCCACAUCACUUAUUCUUGAUAAUCCCUUCAUUGGCAAUGAAAAUCCACUUUUAGAUUUGGCUGACAUCAUUUGCAUGAUUUUUGAAAAGAUUCUUCUUCUUAAUGUGACCAAAUUAGAAGAAGACAAGACUGAAACCAGUUGCAAAGUCAGUAGAGCAGAUGAUAUGAAAGAUGUGCAUGAGAACAGCCAACCACGUAUUCUGGUUACUUGUGAAGGGAAAAUAGAUGUUUGGAAUGGAAGGAAGAAGGCAAAAAACCUACUUAAACUCAUCAAUCCAUUGACUUUUGAAGAUGAAGUUAAGGUUUCUGAAUACCUGAAGCAACAUGCUGGGAAAGAUACCAAUGUACCUCUUUCCUUUCAAUGUGAACUCCUAUGUAAGGUUAAACAAUAUAAUUUGCUCUUUGACAAUUUUCCAUCUAAAAGAAACUUCAAAGUCUUUUGGAUGAUAAUUCAACAACAGCUCCCUAAAUGGGUAACUGGUUUAAAAGAUGCUCUUAAGAAAUCUUCUGAAAUAUGAGAUUCACAGCAGCAGCAAGGUAAGUUACUGAAGGGUCAGUGACUUAGCUUGCUGCAAGUCCAUCUAUUGUUGUCAUGAUUUAGGAAUAUGAUAACCUGUAGGAAAUCAGAAUGCAGGUCUUCAAGACUGCCACUGGAAAUCCGGGACUCCUAUGUGUUCUGUCCCUCCCCCAAAUGAAGAAUUGACCUUUUGUUUUUGUAUUAUAUGCACAUACAGAUGUACAUAAUUUUAUUUCUGAUAGUCUGAUUUGUCUUCAAUUAAAUUUGAAGGGAGUAUAUUA
Molecule: messenger RNA, 2555 nt
Organism: Thrips palmi
Lineage: Eukaryota; Metazoa; Arthropoda; Insecta; Thysanoptera; Thripidae
Product: speckle targeted PIP5K1A-regulated poly(A) polymerase-like
Exons: 7
Coding region: 89-2275 (728 amino acids)
Molecular function (GO): RNA uridylyltransferase activity; RNA binding
Source: RefSeq, a predicted model, not a curated record